Messenger RNA from Gaeumannomyces tritici R3-111a-1, 1220 nucleotides. RefSeq lists its product as hypothetical. NCBI's taxonomy places the organism in Eukaryota, Fungi, Ascomycota, Sordariomycetes, Magnaporthales, Magnaporthaceae. The coding region runs from base 12 to 1220 and encodes 402 amino acids. The transcript has 2 exons. The record is from RefSeq and is a predicted model, not a curated record.
CUGCCAUCGACAUGGACAGACAGUCUCUCUGGAAUCUUGACUGCCAUCUUCCGCUCCUCACGAUUCCGAUUGCUCCUAGAACACCACCAAUACUCGCGCGCAGGAUGCCCCUGACUCCGGAGCUCGCAGCACCCAGCCGUGAGCAGCAAACAGCAGGCACCGCCGAGAUGCUGGCUCGACGCGAGCCUGGCACCGCCGUGCCCCAUGGCUCCGCCUCUUCCCAUACGCAGCCCGUCGCAGGUGAUCCUAUGCCCGGUACCAGUAGCAGCCACAAGACACCCCGCCACACGACACACAACACCCUCGUCCAUCGGGAUUUCGCCCUCGGUGUAGCCGACCCAGGCGCCGGCGCCACCCCCAUCACCCCGGGCGUGUCGGCCGCCAUCGCCGUCGGCGCCGUCCUCUUCGUCCUCGUCCUCGCCGUCUUUGGACUCCGCAACACGGGCAAGUCGUGGAAGGGACGCAACGGCAGCAGCAGCAGCAACACAGACGAGGAGGCGGCGCGCGAGCAGCAGCAGCACUGCCGCGGCGGCAAAGACAGCGACGCAGAUGCGCGCCGCCGCCGCCGCACCACCACCCACACCGCCCCGAGACCCACGACGCGGAUGCAGACGCCGCCCUACGUUGAGCAGCCGCCGCCGCCGCCGCCAGUUUCUCACCCAGAGCCCGCCGCGCACCGACGCCCGCGGCUCGCGCGCAACACGAGCCCGUUCACGGCCGAGAUGCAGGAGCGGCGGCAGGCCCCGCAGCAGCGGCGCGGCAGGGAGGCGGCGGGCCUACACGUGGCCGCCGGGGCAGGCACGGUCGGCGACCACGGUCCGGAGCUGCGCCACCCGACGCCCAUCUCGCCCGUAGGCGUCAGUGGCGGCGACAUGUCGGCGCUGCUCGGCACGGCGGGUGGCGGCGGCGGCCCGAUCCUCCCGCCGGUCCUGACGCCCGGCUGGUGCCCGACGCCGACGCCGCCGCCGCCGGCUGGUGCGGGCGGCGCGCCGUCGUCGUCGUCGUCGUACCUUGCGGCGAGGCGGCGGCCGUUGUCGGCUGUGGGGGUGCAGCAGGGCCAGAUCAGUCAUGACAUCGCGCCGUUCCAGGCGCAGGAGGACGUGCCGAGCGGCGGGCAGCACCUGCGGGAGCGGGAGCGGGAGCGGGAGCGGGAGAGGUUGGAGGAGUUGAUGCGGCGGCAGGGAGAGGUGAGGGCUGCGGGUGGACGGGAGGGUCAGUAA